UUUGUAUAAACAUUUGUUCUUAUAGUAUCUCUAUUGAGUUUGAAAAUGGUUCUGGCCCAAAAACAUGGAAACCAAGGGGCGGGCAGUUUGCCUUAUACGGCUAUAGUGAAACAUUGUUAGCACUCUAGAAGUCACAUUUUUGAUCCCAUCAUGAUGAAAUUUACUCAGAAAAUGUAUUAUUAUCAUAUGUCGGCCGAGUUCGAAAAUGGUUCCGUCAGUGGAAAAACAUGGCUACUAGUGGGUGUGGCAGUUUUUCUGAUAAGGCUUUAGUGAAAACUUGUUUAAUCUCUAGGAGUCACAUUUUAGUUUAAUCUACAUGACGCUUUUAACGGCAACUUUUAUGAAUAAAUCUGUGUGUCAUUGUACGGGAACUUUGUGACCUUUCUCAAAACAGAUUAUAUCAAUGGGAAAAGUGCCUUUAUCAAAUUUGAAGGGGUUGGGUUUCUCUUAUAGGUCACAUAACCCCCAACCGGAAAUCCUGUUUGCAGGGUUACAUGCAGUCAACUUGAUACUAAGCACACAUUGUUCAGCGCAUGCUGCCUAGGAUUUAUAAAAUACAUUGCUAAUGGUGUGUUUUGGUAUAAAAUUGAAGGUAUAUAUGUAAGCAAUAAGAAAAAAAGGCAUGUUUGUGCUCUUCUUUUUCUGUUGAUGGUUCGAAAGAAUGUCAUACUAUUUGAGCCCAAAAUGGCCGCCUCCACAGGUGUCACAACCGGUGUGCCGAAAAGAAUGUGCCGAAUGCAUGCAUACUGCAUACCGAUUUGUGAAUGGGUCCGAAGACAUUCGACCACGAAUUGACCAUUAUAACGAACAAAACAAUUUUGACUGCGCCGAAAACAGACAUCUUCCACCGGUAAAAUGCCCAGAGUCCGUACCGUGCAUUAACACUUACCAUCUGUACGAAGCGAGAGGAAUCUCCAACAAGUCGGACGCUCUGUUGCAAAUAGAGACGGUACAUCGAACAUGUGAUCCAGACGGUAGGCAGGUGGCACUUGACCUUGGCUGCAAAACGACUUUCAAAGCAUCACCCAACGACGAAAUUGGAGAUAACCUGUAUUUAUCUAAUUUUACUGAAGCCAAUUCAACACUUGUAGUGUGCAAAAAUAAAGGUACCACAGAUUUCCGACUGAAAAUAAACGGUGAUACCAUCACGACUGGAACUAAUGUUGAUGGUCACAUUAGCGGUACUGUUCACAUUUCUAACAGUUUAAGAGUGAUUGCGUUAGCUUAUAUCUUCGGAUGUACAUUGUGCUAGACACAAUACAAAGGAGAAAUCAGCUCUACAAAUCAAAUAUGUCUUCCACUUUCAUUAAAUAAAUAAAAUUUUGUCCAUUUAA
Dreissena polymorpha is the source of this 1334-nucleotide messenger RNA. RefSeq lists its product as uncharacterized. Bases 662 to 1252 code for a protein of 196 amino acids. Lineage: Eukaryota; Metazoa; Mollusca; Bivalvia; Myida; Dreissenidae. The record is from RefSeq and is a predicted model, not a curated record. The transcript has 3 exons.